This is a messenger RNA of Pteropus alecto (black flying fox), 2630 nucleotides long. RefSeq names its product NGFI-A binding protein 2 (gene NAB2). The transcript has 7 exons. Lineage: Eukaryota; Metazoa; Chordata; Mammalia; Chiroptera; Pteropodidae. Gene Ontology annotation, biological process: negative regulation of DNA-templated transcription. Gene Ontology annotation, cellular component: nucleus. The record is from RefSeq and is a predicted model, not a curated record. The coding region runs from base 251 to 1849 and encodes 532 amino acids. Gene Ontology annotation, molecular function: transcription coregulator activity; transcription factor binding.
CGCCUCCCGGGGCCCCGCUCCCCGUGCGUCCUGUGGGGGUGGAGGCGCGGAGAGGCGGCAAGCGCAGCCGGGGAGUGGGGGGGCAGAGGCACAGACAGAGUCGCGGAGGCUCUGAGAGAGGAGACGUGGAGGGAGGGACGGAGCCCGGACAGCGGCGGACACGGCCUCGCACGCCGGGAAGAGCGCAGCGCGCACCAGGCGCCGCACGCCGGGCACGGAGAGGGGCAGCCCCGGUGGUCUGAGGCCGUCCAUGCACAGAGCGCCCUCCCCCACAGCCGACCAGCCGCCGGGCGGAGGGGACUGCGGCCGCCGGACCCCGCAGUCCAAACCCAAGCCUACUACCCGAGCCAUGGCACUGCCUCGGACAUUGGGGGAGCUGCAGCUGUACCGAGUCCUGCAGCGCGCCAAUCUCCUUUCCUACUACGAGACCUUCAUCCAGCAGGGAGGGGAUGAUGUGCAGCAACUGUGCGAGGCGGGUGAGGAGGAGUUCUUGGAGAUCAUGGCACUCGUGGGCAUGGCCACCAAGCCCCUCCAUGUCCGACGCCUACAGAAGGCACUGAGAGAGUGGGCCACCAAUCCAGGGCUCUUCAGCCAGCCAGUGCCUGCCGUGCCCGUCUCCAGCAUUCCACUCUUCAAGAUCUCUGAGACUGCGGGCACCCGGAAAGGGAGCAUGAGCAAUGGGCAUGGCAGCCCAGGGGAAAAGGCAGGCAGUGCUCGCAGUUUUAGCCCCAAGAGCCCCCUUGAACUUGGAGAGAAACUGUCACCACUGCCUGGGGGACCUGGGGCAGGGGACGCCCGAAUUUGGCCAGGUCGGAGCACUCCAGAGUCUGAUGUUGGGGCAGGAGGAGAAGAGGAGGCUGGCUCACCCCCCUUCUCCCCACCUGCAGGGGGUGGAGUCCCUGAGGGGAAUGGGGCUGGGAGUUUGACAGCAACUGGGGCUGGGGGUAGUCCAGAGAGACUGGAGCCAGAAAUGGUACGAAUGGUGGUGGAGAGUGUGGAAAGGAUCUUCAGGAGCUUCCCGAGAGGGGAUGCUGGGGAGGUUACGUCCCUGCUGAAGCUGAACAAGAAGCUGGCACGGAGUGUUGGGCACAUCUUUGAGAUGGAUGAUAAUGACAGCCAGAAGGAGGAGGAGAUCCGCAAAUACAGCAUCAUCUAUGGCCGCUUUGACUCUAAGCGGCGGGAGGGCAAGCAGCUCAGCCUGCAUGAGCUCACCAUCAAUGAGGCUGCUGCCCAGUUCUGCAUGAGGGACAACACACUCUUACUGCGAAGGGUAGAGCUCUUCUCCUUGUCACGACAAGUAGCCCGAGAGAGCACCUAUUUGUCCUCAUUGAAGGGAUCCAGGCUCCACCCUGAAGAAUUGGGAGGCCCCCCACUGAAGAAGCUGAAACAGGAGGUUGGAGAACAAAGUCACUCUGAAAUCCAGCAGCCUCCUCCAGGCCCUGAGUCCUAUGCACCCCCAUACCGCCCCAGCCUGGAGGAAGACAGCGCCAGCCUGUCCGGCGAGAGUCUAGACGGACAUUUGCAGGUGCCCAUGCCCACAGCUGUGGGGUCAUGCCCAAGGCUGACGCCGCCCCCUGCUGACCUGCCUCUGGCAUUGCCAGCCCAUGGGCUGUGGAGCCGCCAUAUCCUGCAGCAGACACUGAUGGAUGAGGGGCUGCGGCUAGCCCGCCUCGUCUCCCAUGACCGAGACCGCGUGGGCCGCCUCAGCCCCUGUGUGCCUGCAAAGCCGCCUCUUGCAGAGUUCGAGGAAGGGCUACUGGACAGAUGCCCUGCCCCAGGAACCCAUCCAGCUCUGGUGGAAGGUCGCAGGAGCAGUGUGAAAGUGGAGGCUGAGGCCAGUCGGCAGUGAGGGGUGGACUGGUGUCUUCAGACCCAGGUCCCCGGACUUCUGGCUCCCACAGAUCCCUAUAAUCUCGAUCCCUGGCAUCUAGUCACAACCCUGGAUGGUUCCGCUGCCCUUCUCCUGCCUCCCCACCUGCUCCAUGGGCGCAGGACUAUGGGGCUUUUAAGCAAUAACGAGCAAGGGCCUGGCGAGAGGACGCAAGGAGAGUGUGUGCUGCCCUACACCCUUGCCCAGAGCGCGGGGCAAGGACUGCCUCCAGAGCAUCUGGGAUCCUCCCCUCCCUCAUACAACACACUCCCAUUCUCUCUAGUUUGAACCAGUAGUGUGAGAAGUUGGAUUCAGUUUGGACAUGGGGGAAAGGGAGACUUCCCUGGGAAGGUCCAGCGGCUGAAAAUGGAAGCGUUUCUCCCCAGAAGUGGGGACCUGGGAACACUGGACCUGUUCCUCAUCUCCUCUGUUCCCCCAUUUUUGUGCUUCUAGUUUGUUUCUUUAAUUUAACGAGUGCUGCAGUUUACCCACCCAUCCCCAUCUUUCCCCUAAGUCCUCAGCAGUUCUUUUCCUCCUGCACUGCCCUCUCGGUGGGGGGAGGGGUGGUGGAUAUGGGGUCCCCUUCGUUGGUCCCCAUAGGAGACCUGGGUUGGACUCAGUGUCUCCUUCAGUAUCUCCCUCAGCUGGGGGCUAGACCGCAGCACCUGUUCGAGCAGUUAGAGCGUCUUUCUUUUCAGAUUGUGUACAGUAGAUUAUUUAUUUUGUUAUUUUGGAAUAAAAUUUAUUUUAUGGCUUAGGA